AUGGAACCUAAUGAGGAACUGAUGGCAGAAAACAAUCAACUCGCUCCAAGGACUUUGGAGGAUUAUAUGACUCCAGCCCGAGUUCCGCAGAUGGUGCGCAUUGUUAGACCGGCCAUAGAAGCUAACAACUUCGAGCUGAAGCCGGCGCUGCUACAACUGAUUCAAAAAGAACAGUUCGCUGGAGGAAGCACAGAGAACCCCUAUAGUCAUCUUUAUGAUUUCCUAUUUUACUGCGAUACAUUAAAAGUGAAUGGAGUUUCUCGUGACGCUAUCUUGCUCAGACUAUUUCCAUGCCUACUGAAGGAUGAUGUAAAAACCUGGCUGCAGUCUCAACCUGAAGGAAGCAUAACCAGUUGGGAUGAUUUAGCAAGGAAAUUCUUGGCCAGAUUUUUCUCAGCUUCAAAGAUGGCAAGACUCGAAUCAGGAAUCACCUCUUUUGAACAAAAGGAAAGCGAAUCUCAUUACGAGGCUUGGGAGCAAUUUAAGGGAUUACUCAGGAAGUGUCCUCAACAUGGAAUUGAAGCAUGGGAGAAAGCAAGAAUCUUUUUCCAAGGGAUGACGUCCAACACAAGAACACUGGUAAAUGCUGCUGCAAGAGGCUCCUUGAAAACUAAAACUCCAGAGGAAGCGCUAGAAUUGUUGGAAUCCUUAGCUUCUCAAGAAUUUGACAAUGCCCCAGUUGCACAAAGGAGAGCAGGAAUUCUGAAGCUCGACGGCUUUGAUGCAAUCUUAGCCCAAAAUGAACAAAAGCUACAAAUUAUUUGUGCAGAGGCUCAUGCGAUUGAAGAUUGUGACUACAUGAGAAUAGCAGAAAAGUCACCAGCGGAGGCAAUGCUAAACACUCCUUUGCUAUUGCAACAACAACCUCCACCUCAAGGCAACACUUCAGAAUGGGAAAGGGCUUUUGCACAGCUGCCCAAGACCACAUCAGACUACAUUCAAAACGCAGAUGCCUUCAGAGAUGAAACACGAGCAUCAUUCCGGAAUCAAGAAGCUUCUAUCCGCAAUCUGGAAACUCAAAUAGGCCAGCUAAGUGGGAUCGUGGUCCAACCUGUAGAAAAGCCGCCAGUGGAGAAGAAGAAAGAAGUAGAACCUGAAGCUGAAAAAGAGAAAGAAGAAGAUGCAGGAGAAGCUGAAAAGAGCAGUCCAGAGAAGAAGCUGUUCAAAUGGGAGAAAAAGAAAGCUCUAGACCGGCAACCAAAACUGGCAAAUCCAUCUCCCUAUGCACAAGUGCCAUACCCUCAGCAGUUGAAGCAAGAAAUCCAGAAACAACAAUACACCAAAUUUCUGGAUAUCUUCAAGAAGCUGCAAGUGAACAUUCCUUUCGCAGAAGCCCUGGAAAGCAUGCCUAACUAUGCGAAGUUCAUGAAAGACCUUCUGUCAAAGAAGUGCAAGCUGAAGGAGUGCGAAACAGUGGCCCUGACAGAGGAGUGCAGUGCAAUCAUCCAGAAGAAACUUCCUCCCAAUCUAAAAGAUCCAGGCAGCUUCAGUAUCCCUAUAGCAAUAGGAAAUAUUGAAGUAGGAAAAGCACUAUGUGAUCUGGGAGCGAGUAUAAUCAUGAUGCCACUAUCCAUGUGCAGAGCUCUUGGAAUCAAGGAGCUCAAGCCGACAACAGUUUCUCUACAGUUAGCUGACAGAUCAAUCAGACGACCAGAUAGGGUAAUUGAAGAUGUUUUAGUUAAAAUUGGCAAAUUUAUCUUCCCUGCAGAUUUUGUAAUUCUGAAUAUGGAAGAAGAUGCCGAGAUUCCCCUUCUGCUCGGGAGGCCAUUCUUAUCCACUGCAAGAGUAAUGAUCGAUGUGGAGCAAGAAAAACUGAUGCUGAGAAUGAACGAAUAA
Gastrolobium bilobum is the source of this 1836-nucleotide messenger RNA. RefSeq lists its product as uncharacterized. The coding region runs from base 1 to 1836 and encodes 611 amino acids. Lineage: Eukaryota; Viridiplantae; Streptophyta; Magnoliopsida; Fabales; Fabaceae. The transcript has 4 exons. The record is from RefSeq and is a predicted model, not a curated record.